Molecule: messenger RNA, 1652 nt
Organism: Neltuma alba
Lineage: Eukaryota; Viridiplantae; Streptophyta; Magnoliopsida; Fabales; Fabaceae
Product: cold-responsive protein kinase 1-like
Exons: 8
Coding region: 1-1545 (514 amino acids)
Biological process (GO): protein phosphorylation
Molecular function (GO): ATP binding; protein kinase activity
Source: RefSeq, a predicted model, not a curated record
AUGGAAAUCAGUUUCACUGCUUAUUGUGAAAACCCUUUCCGGUUCGACAGGUACAACUAUAACACUUUCUUUAACGAGGCAACGCAAACUUUCAAUGGCGUAUCAUGUGGGAAUGAGACUACAGGAGGAGCUUCUGCAUUUUCUGAAGCAAGGCAACAAGUACUAACCAAUCUCCAAAUAUCAACACCAACAAUCCCAAGUUUCUUUGCGGCCACGAAGAUUCAAGUUUCAAAUAGCGGUUCAACUAUCUAUGCCUUUGCCCAGUGUGUUAAUACUAUCACAGCGAAUGGGUGUCUAAAUUGCUUGAAGGCUGGGUACAGUAAUUUGCAGAUUUGUCUUCCAUUUACCGAUGGUAGGGCUUUUGAUGCAGGCUGUUUCUUGAGAUAUUCCAGUGCGUUCCUUUUUCCUAAUGACCAAACAAUUGGUAUCACACACUUUGUCAAACAAGGUUCUUCAAGCAAGAAAGGGGCAACUGUUGGUGGAGUUGUUGGAGGUGUAUCUCUUACUUUGAUCCUCCUUGCAUUAUUUGCCUGGAUUAAACGACGGAAAAGAGAUAAGAAUGUUCCUCAAGGAAACCAUUUGAAAAGCGACUUAACUGGAUCAAGCAAGUUGAAAGGUCCAGUUACAUACAGUUAUAACGAUUUGGUGCUUGCAACAAAAAAUUUUAGUGAAGAAAAUAAACUAGGAGAAGGAGGAUUUGGGGCUGUAUACAAGGGCACUCUGAAGAAUGGGAAAGUUGUUGCAGUCAAGAAAUUGACUUCAUCUCGCUCCAAGAGGGUGGAGGAAGAAUUUGAAAGUGAGGUGAUGCUUAUAAACAAUGUUCAUCAUCGGAAUCUUGUUCGACUGCUGGGUUGUUGUAGUAAAGGCUACAACAAAAUCCUUGUCUAUGAAUACAUGAAAAAUAGCAGCCUCGACAGAUUCAUAUUUGGUAAAAAGAAGGGUUCUCUUAGUUGGAAGCAACGAUAUGACAUAAUUUUAGGAAUAGCAAGAGGUUUGACUUAUCUACAUGAGGAAUUUCAUGUGCGUAUCAUACACAGAGAUAUCAAGACUAAUAACAUCCUCUUGGAUGAUGAUCUGCAACCUAAGAUUGCUGAUUUUGGGUUAGCAAGGUUGCUACCUGAGAACAAAUCUCAUGUAAGCACAAGACUCGCAGGAACAUUAGGAUAUACAGCGCCGGAAUAUGCAAUUUAUGGCCAGUUAUCUGAGAAAGCUGAUAUCUAUAGUUAUGGUGUUGUAGUUCUGGAGAUCAUUAGUGGUCAAAAGUGUAGAAAAUUAAAUGUUGAUGAUGAUGAAGGGGCAUCCCUUCUUCAAAAGGCUUGGAAUUUAUAUGAGAAAGGAAGGCAUUUAGAGUUGAUGGACAAGACCUUAGAACCUAAUGUAUAUGAUGCAGAAGAAGUGAAGAAAAUCAUAGAGAUUGGUUUGCUUUGCACCCAAGCAUCCGUUGAUACAAGGCCAAUGAUGUCUGCAGUAGUUGCUUUGCUUCAAAAGAAGGAUUUGUCAGAGAACCUUAGGCCCACUAUGCCUAUCUUGAUAGAAAUUAAUUAGAGAUCUGGGGGAUACUUCUUUAGUGUUCUUGCUCUGGAUCCUGUAUUCCGAUGUUCCUGCUUUCACCUCUACAGAUAUUAAUUAUCUGAAAGAUAAUUUGUGCGUAA